AUGCCCUGCAGCCCUCAAGGUGGACGGGAUGGCUGUGACUGGGUGGAUAUCAGCCUGGUUGAUGGCUAUACCGUCCCGUUCAAGUUCGAGAUUCAUGGCACAUGCUAUGAUGCAGACAACCACCUGAUGAAUGCCUCGCAGAAGAUCGUGGACUGCUCUAAGCUGAGUGUGGAUGAUUGCCCUCGAAGUGAGACUUUAAACGCUUCCGAGGGCGAAGGCAAUCUCACUGUGGACUUGCAAGUGCAGCAUCCUACUGCAAGCAUGGCUGCUGGGUGCUAUUCUCCCUGCAGCAAGCUGACAUUGAAUCAGUGGACCACUGUGCGGGCUUCGUGGCAUAAUCUGGGGAUGUGGAGCCGGGAGUACUGCUGCCCCACACCACCUGUUUCACCGACGGCAUGCAGGAACGGAAGUGCCAAGUUGUCGAAGUAUGUUGGGGCCAUCCACCGAAUGUGUCCCGGAGUGUACGGGUACUCCUAUGAUGACGGCAUCGGUUUGAUCACUUGCGAAGCAACGUCAACCUAUUCGUUUACCGUGGGUUGCCCCGCCACCGCUAAGAAAGCACAUGCGAAGGCGCCAAGUCGUCACCAUGCGCAUCGAAACGAGAGCAACGUGUCAACGGCCAAGCCAGAGCAGGUUCAUGAUCUGCCUCGAGCUCAUGUCGACUCAACGAUUCGACAACAGGUACACCACGCACCCAGGCCGAAGUUAUCACAGAAGACAUUGCCGCGGUCGUCCUCAAAGGACUUGCCACCGCCAGGAACAAAGGACAAGAACCACACAGCCGAGGAGGCUUCGAAAAAGAAGCUUCCGCAGAAGAACAAGACGCUGGAGCAGAAGCCUUCCGCGAAGAAGCUUGCUGAGAAGAAGCAGAGCCAGGAAAGCCUUGAAGAACGCAGGCUGCGCAACGCUUUGCCGGAGCUCAUUUAA
This is a messenger RNA of Symbiodinium natans, 927 nucleotides long. The record is from the annotation of a GenBank genome assembly. NCBI's taxonomy places the organism in Eukaryota, Dinophyceae, Suessiales, Symbiodiniaceae.